Messenger RNA from Colletotrichum destructivum, 2111 nucleotides. RefSeq names its product Putative heterokaryon incompatibility. The transcript is spliced from 3 exons. NCBI's taxonomy places the organism in Eukaryota, Fungi, Ascomycota, Sordariomycetes, Glomerellales, Glomerellaceae. Bases 99 to 2078 code for a protein of 659 amino acids. The record is from RefSeq and is a predicted model, not a curated record.
GAGCAGCUUACCCGCCCUAUCAAGGUUUGCAGAUCACUUAACGUCUUUGCCACAAGAAGGGACAUCAAACCGCUCAUGCACCGCUUCUUUAGUAGACUAUGGGAAACGGCAACCUCUCUGAGCCCUGCCUAUGCCGUGAGCUGCACCCAAAUUGCGACCCAUCAACCUGUCCGCAAGCAGCACAUGUGACAGGUCAACACGCCCCCCUAACAUCAUUCAGAGAACUGCGCAAGAGUGCCGACAGAGGAUGUCAGACCUGCGCCACAGUCGUCGAAGCGCUGCUUGUCCCAGAGGUGAGGGCCGCAUGGCGAGAUUGCAUAGCCCCAGCGUUGGAGGCCAAGCGCCCCGGCCUCGUCCAGGGACUGGAGCAAGAUGAAGACCUGAUCGAGCUCGAGUUUGACCCUCCAGACACGGUCAAUGGCAGGCGAGUGGUCCGCAUGCGGGCGUCUCAUACAUCGACGGAUUGGAGGAACUUCAACAUCUGGCGGGUGCCAUCUGUCGGCGAGUUUUUGACACACCGCUCGGACGAUGCUUGUAGUGCAAUAUCAUCUCUUCAGUAUCAUCCAACACAACGAACCGACUCUUCGCAGAACCUAGAACAGUUGAAGGCUUGGAUAGAAGCUUGUGACCGCAAACACACCUGCUUAGCGUCUGCCGCAUCUAUCUUGCCUACUCGGGUAGUAAAGAUUUCGGGAGGUGAAGUGCGGAUCGUUAAGACGGCAGGGGAGCGAGCACGUUAUGCUACUCUGAGCCACCGAUGGGGUGCCCGCGAGAGCUUUACGUUGACCAAGUCAAACGAACAAACGUUUGCAGACGACAUUCCGUGGGAAACCAUCCCCAAAACGUUUCAGGAUGCGAUUUGGUUGACUCGCCAGCUCAACAUCGAAUACAUCUGGAUAGACACGAUUUGCAUCGUCCAGGACGACCCAGAAGACUGGCGCAGGGAGUCCGUGAGGAUGAAGUUCGUUUAUGGCAAGUCAUACAUCAACAUAGCGGCUAGCCACGCGACCGACUCCAGUGCGGACUUGUUCACCUCCAGCGAUCUGCCUCAACGGUACCCUGCAUACGCCGUCCCGGACAACCACGGCGUGUUUGUCCGACAACAACCUUACCGGACGCACAACGAGUUCGGUAGCAACUAUGGCUCGGACAGUAGAUUUCCCCUGUUACGACGAGGAUGGGUGCUGCAGGAACGCCUGUUGUCGCCACGCGUAGUCUACUUCGACGCUGAGGAGAUGAAGUGGGAAUGCAACACCGCCGCGGACUGCCAGUGCGGUGGUAUUGUGUCUGUCUGGAACUUCAAAAUAGAUCACUGCCGAUCCGUGCUGCGCGGCGAGACGUCUCUUUCCAUCGAGUGGAUGCGCAUCGCCGAGAGGUACUCUGAGCUGGAGCUCACCUACGACUCUGAUCGUGUGGUGGCUCUCGCGGGCAUUGCGGCACAGGCUUCAAGGCUUGGGAGAGGAGGAAGAUAUCUCGCCGGCGUGUGGGAGGAAGACCUCGCGCAUCAACUCUGCUGGGAAAUAUUGGAUACCCACAGGAAGCCGGACCAGUACGUUGCACCCAGCUGGUCGUGGCUCUCGGUGUUCGGCUCCGUCGGCUACUUCAAUAGGAUGGACUACCACAAGUGUUCGCAGAUCGACGUUGAGAUCACAGAGGUGGAAUGCACCACCGCGGAGGAAACGGACGAGACGGGCCCUGUUGUGGGAGGGUUCCUCAGGCUCAACGGCCGGUGCGCGCACAUGCGCGCAGAGUUGCUGGACCCGGGCUCAAAUGACGUCCCGCCCAAGUUCGAGCUGACGCACAAGGCGACGGGGGAGAAGAUGGGCGACGGCGAGUGGGUCGAGAUGGACUUUGUGAUGAGCGAGGACGACGCAAGGAAGAUUGGCGAAGUCGUGGUGCUCUACUGGGGGGACAUGUGCGAUGACAGAAACAACUUUCUCGUGCUCAAAGCAGUCACUGGCCAGGCGCGGACGUUCGAAAGACUCGGAAUAUUCUGGUACGAUAAGCGGACGGAGAGUGAGGACCUCGGAAGAGUGCUCGGCUGGUGUCGACUGGAGACGGGCAUCGUCAUCGUUUAAUCUGCAAGUUUGACCACGAUCCAUAGACCUUCC